UCCAGUAGUUGAGCGAGCCGACAUUACCAGUACAAACUGACCCAUACAGAAGGCUAAGGCUUACUGCUUACUGUCUCAGACAUGAUGAACCAGGCACUCUGGAAAACUUACAAGAGCAAAGUGUUGAAAACAUUUGGUUCUGAUCAGGAAGAUGAAGAGGACUAUAAAGAACAGGCCAAUGACAAUGAAGAUACUGUGGAAAGUUCAGACAUGACAGAGGAAAAAUCAAGUUCAGUGUCCGUAUUUGCGCAAAAGAUGCAGGGAGCUGGUGCAAAGGGCUGGCGGACUGUGUCAUCUUUGUUCAGCAAAGAUGAUGACCAGAAACUGCUGACUUCAGAAAGCAACAUACCUCAAGCAGAUCACCCUCUUGCAGCAAAACCUGAAGAAGAUAAAUUCCAGCAGAAGAGGGGUGGAUUCUGGGAUAUCUUUGCUGCAAAGUGGCAGCAGACAUCGGCCACAAAUCAGAAUGCAGCACAAUCACAGUAUGGUGAGAAUGUAGCCGAGUGUAGUGGUGAGAUGACCGAUGGCCAAAAUGAGAAUUUAGACUAUUCUGAGAACUCCAGUGACUUAAGGGACAUGGAGGACACUGGGUUCAAGUGGGGAUUUCUUACUAGCAAAUUAGCAGAACUGAAGAGUAGAAAUCUUCCAAAAAGUAACUAGAACAAUACGCAAUGCAGAAGUACAGAAAAAAAACGUUUUUUUUUCAUUUAACUUUAAAUUAUGAUUUUUACUCAGUAAAGUAAGAUUUUUAAGUCUGGUUUAAAAGUAACCAUAAGAAGACUGAAAACUUAGUUGAGAUGAAAUGAUUGUGUAUGCACUGCAUUUGUUUCAUUUCUAAUUCUCUUGGUCAAUUCAGUUUUGAGUCAUUUCUCUAAGAUAUGGUGUCCUUAUAUGUAGUAUAGAAACCAGAAUAGCACUAUGAAACAUAAGAGUUUUGAAAAAUUUGUCACAUACAUCCUUUCUUCUAGCAUACCCACUGUUACUUCAGAUGUGGAAAUGAGGCAGACUCUUGUGAGACAGUAAUAAGGAGAACAAUAUACAUUCUGAAGUACCAAAUGCAAAUACUUCUGACAUUCACAAAAUUCAGCUAUAAAGACAAAUAGUUACUAGAACAGCAUGCAGUUUAAAUAUGUUAUACACUUCUUUGAUACCCAGUAUGACCUGGAAUCUCUAAAUUAGAAAGUGAAACCUGUAAGGUAAAAUAAUUAAGAUAAUUUUUAAAGUGGUACAUCUGAGAGAUGAGGUCAUGACACACGAGUAUGUUAUGGUAUCUGCUCUGCUUAGAAAAGUAGUCAUGAAACAAAGCUGGCUAUUGGUAAAAGUGCAAUAUAACAACACAGAAUGGUAUCAAGGUAUUCAGAAGUGAAAUAUGAACCUUCAGAGAAGAUUCUCUGAGCAGGAGGUUUAAUGUAGCGGUUUACAUAAAAACAGUGGGUAGUUCAUUAUUUUUCUUCUUAUAAAAUCCUACAUCACUGGAACGGUCUUCAGUACAAUUCGCCUCAUUAAAAACAAUGACAGCUAAUAUUUUGGCCUAAGAUUGCCAUUAGAUUGACAGUUGCAUGCAUUAAAAUGUUGGCUGCAGUAUAUAUGAAAAUAUUGCUUACCGUCUAGUAGUUUAGGUAAUCUAUAGUUUGUCAUCGUCUUUAUGUGCACUUCUAAGAAUGAGCACCAUUUUGUUCAGUAGGUGUAUAUAAUGCGUGUUGCAUGUAUAUCAUACUGUUUCUACACACAUAUACAAACACACAGACACACACACACACAUACACACACACACACACACACACACACACACA
Messenger RNA from Protopterus annectens (West African lungfish), 1793 nucleotides. RefSeq names its product chromosome chr1.part1 C1orf232 homolog (gene CCHR1.PART1H1orf232). The transcript is spliced from 4 exons. The record is from RefSeq and is a predicted model, not a curated record. Gene Ontology annotation, biological process: spermatogenesis. Lineage: Eukaryota; Metazoa; Chordata; Ceratodontiformes; Protopteridae. The coding region runs from base 82 to 660 and encodes 192 amino acids.